AUGGGCGCCGCCUUUCCCACCAAAAACGACAUCGUGGGACGGCUGCCCAAUCUGCCACAGGACAUCACCGAUCGCCUGAUGAGCCUCCGCCUGCCUCUCCGAGGAGGCAAAUUCGCCAUUAUCGUCAGCGUUUACGCCCCAACAAUGGCUGGCUCAGAUGAGGCAAAGACAAAGUUCUUAGAAGACCUGCACACCCUGUUGUCGUCUGUGCCGAAGGCGGACAAACUAGUUGUCCUUGGGGACUUCAGUGUCCGCGUCGGCACUGAAUGCGUUGCCUGGAGAACGUCCAAGGACAAUGACUUUCUCCUACGAACCUGGGCUGAACACCAUCUCCUGCUGACCAACACAUACUUCCGCCUGCCGAUGUGGAAGAAAGCCACCUGGAUGCACCCGGUUAACGGCGCUAGUAGCUGUGGACUAUGUUCUCGUUCGGUGGCGAGGACGGCAGUGCGUAAUUGCAACGAAGACUAUCUGCGAAGCCGGUAG
Molecule: messenger RNA, 486 nt
Organism: Spirometra erinaceieuropaei
Lineage: Eukaryota; Metazoa; Platyhelminthes; Cestoda; Diphyllobothriidea; Diphyllobothriidae
Source: the annotation of a GenBank genome assembly